AUGUCCAAAAACAAGAGCAGUGAGUGUGUGAAGGUGGUGGUGCGAUGCCGGCCCUUGAACCGUAGAGAGGAGAGCCACGGGCCUGCAGGUGGAAUCGUCCAAAUGGAUUUGAAGUUGGGGCAGGUCAUCCUCAGAAACCCGCGAGCGCCCCCUAGCGAACCCCUAAAGACAUUCACGUUUGAUGCUGUUUACGACGCCAACUCCAAACAGCGAGACCUGUACGAUGAGAGUGUAAGGCCUUUGAUAGAUUCUGUCCUGGACGGGUUUAACGGUACUAUCUUCGCCUAUGGACAAACUGGGACUGGGAAGACUUAUACCAUGCAGGGGGCUUGGUUGGACCCUGAAAAACGAGGUGUCAUCCCAAAUGCUUUCGACCACAUCUUCACUCACAUCUCACGCUCUCAGUCAGACAGGCAGUAUCUCGUCCGGGCGUCCUACCUGGAGAUCUACCUGGAGGAGAUCCGGGACCUUCUCGACCCAAACCACGCAAGCACACGACUGGACCUGAGGGAAAGCCCUGAGACCGGGGUCUAUGUCCAAGAUCUUACGUCUUGUGUUUGCAAAAGUAUCAAAGAAAUCGAAGAAGCUAUGAACAUGGGGAACCAGGCCCGGGCCGUGGGGGCGACGGACAUGAAUGAGCACUCUUCCAGAUCCCACGCUUUGUUUUUAAUCACGGUGGAGUGCAGCCAGCCAGGUCCAGAUGGGAGGAAGCACAUUCGAGUGGGACGUUUAAAUCUGGUGGACCUGGCUGGAAGCGAACGCCAAGCCAAGACCGGAGUGCAAGGCGAGCGUCUGAAGGAAGCAGCUAAAAUCAACUUAUCGUUAUCCGCUCUCGGGAAUGUAAUCUCAGCCUUGGCCGACGGUCGAAGUGGACAUGUACCAUACAGGGAUUCCAAACUAACAAGACUUCUACAGGACUCUUUAGGUGGGAAUGCCAAAACCGUCAUGGUCGCCACUCUAGGCCCAGCUCCGCAACACUACGACGAAACCCUGACAACUUUAAGGUACGCAAAUCGGGCCAAGAACAUCCACAACCAACCUCGAGUCAACGAAGACCCCAAAGACGCCCUUCUGAGGGAGUUCCAGCAGGAGAUCGCCAGACUACGGGAGCAGCUCAACCACAGGAAGUGGAGGAACCAGCAGAAGAAAGACGGAGACGACUGGGAGAGGCCUGGGGAGGAGGACGAAGAGGAGAACUAUGAGGAGAAAGAGGGAGAGGAUUAUGUGACGAUGGAGGAGCAGAGGCUGGAGCUGGAGAAGGAGGCCAUCAGAGGAGAUCGAUUUCUACUGGCGGAGGAGAAGCAAAGGCUGCUGGGAGAGAAGGAGAAGAUGAUGGGAGACCUGAGGAAGGAGCAGGAGGCCACGGAGCAGCUCACAGCCAAAUACAAGGUGAGAUCUGAGCCCGCUCUACACCACCCCCUGCACCACCCCUGCACCACCCCUGCACCACCCCCUGCACCACCCCCUGCACCACCCCUGCACCACCGCCUGCACCACCCCCUGCACCACCCCCUGCACCACCCCCUGCACCAUCACCUGCACCAUCACCUGCACCACCCCCUGCACCACUCUCGAGCUGCUUGUCCAAUCAGAAGAGAACCUGACGAGAAACGAGAACCUGACCGAGAACCUGAUAGAGAACCUGACCGAGAACCUGACCGAGAACCUGACAGAGAACCUGACCGAGAACCUGACAGAGAACCUGACAGAGAACCUGACCGAGAACCUGACCGAGAACCUGACAGAGAACCUGACCGAGAACCUGACAGAGAACCUGACCGAGAACCUGAUAGAGAACCUGACCGAGAACCGACCGAGAACCUGACAGAGAACCUGACCGAGAACCUGACAGAGAACCUGACCGAGAACCUGACAGAGAACCUGACCGAGAACCUGAUAGAGAACCUGACCGAGAACCUGACCGAGAACCUGACAGAGAACCUGACCGAGAACCUGACAGAGAACCUGACAGAGAACCUGACCGAGAACCUGACCGAGAACCUGACAGAGAACCUGACCGAGAACCUGACAGAGAACCUGACCGAGAACCUGAUAGAGAACCUGACCGAGAACCUGACCGAGAACCUGACAGAGAACCUGACCGAGAACCUGACAGAGAACCUGACAGAGAACCUGACAGAGAACCUGACAGAGAACCUGACCGAGAACCUGACAGAGAACCUGACCGAGAACCUGAUAGAGAACCUGACAGAGAACCCAGGACGAUACAUACUGAACAUGUGA
Molecule: messenger RNA, 2244 nt
Organism: Knipowitschia caucasica
Lineage: Eukaryota; Metazoa; Chordata; Actinopteri; Gobiiformes; Gobiidae
Source: the annotation of a GenBank genome assembly